Molecule: messenger RNA, 212 nt
Organism: Acanthoscelides obtectus
Lineage: Eukaryota; Metazoa; Arthropoda; Insecta; Coleoptera; Chrysomelidae
Source: the annotation of a GenBank genome assembly
AUUUUGAAUCUAGGUUUGAGGAUAUUUCGACUAUGGUAAUACCACCGUGGAUAAUUAAUCCAUAUGGUGACAUAGAAGAAACGAAUGUCAUAAUACAAGAGGAACUGACUGAACUAAGUUCAAACGAAGAACUUAAGGUUCAGUUUAAAAACGGAUAUCAGCAAUUCUGGCUGCUAAACAACAUACCCGUUAUCCCGUAUUAUGGAAUAUAG